AUGGUGUGGAACAUUCGUGGUGCUUCGAACAAGGAGUCAUUACGGCAUAUUCGUCGCACUUGUAGAUCAAACGAUAUUCGUUUACUGAUUCUAUUGGAGCCAUUAGCCAAUGUCUCUCAUUUGGAGAGUGUGCAGCUGUUCUUGGGUUUUGAUUUUGCUCGGUCCUUCGUGCACAACAAAAUUUGGAUAUUCUGGUGUUCAGAUGCUCGAUAUUCUUUUGUAGAAGCCUCGGAUCAAUUAGUUCAUAUACAUUUGUCUUUCCCUUCUGGUUCUUCCAUUAUUAUUUCGGCUGUCUAUGCGAAGUGGGACUACAACGUUAUUUCUUCUGCGGAGGAAAGGAUUGGAGGAUCAGCCCCGAAUAUUCGUGAUUUGGAAGAAUUCAACUCUGCUUUAAAUCGGAGUGGUCUAUUUCCAGUUCAGUUCGAUGGGUCUGCUUACACAUGGACAAAUGGUCGCAUGUGGCAGCGACUUGAUCGAGCGGUCGUUAAUAGCGUUUGGCUGUCUGAUAUUGAGAUGACUCGAGUUGCUUAUCUUCAGAGAGGGUGGUCUGACCAUUGUCCGUUGCUGGUCAGGGGAGGAAGUACGGCAACACGACGGUCUUCCUUUCGAUUUCUUAAUGUCUGGCGAGGUCAUUCCAGUUUUCAACAAACAGUAAGGUCUGCUUGGGCUCAGCCUGUUUCUGGAGUUGGAAUGCAGAAAUUCUUUAAUAAAUUGCAGGUGGUUAAAAGAGUUUUAUCUAGAUGGAAUGUGGAUGUAUUUGGGAAUGUCUCUCAAAGGGUCAAAGUGGCAGCGGAUAAUUUAUUGGCCAAGGAAAUUUUGUAUGAUCAAAAUAGAGACACGUUGUCUAGGACGGCAGUUCAUGAGGCAAGGGCAAUUCAUUCUCGGGAGCUAGCGGGCAACGGGGACAGUUGGUUUGAUAGUGUCGAGGAUAUUAAGCUGUCGGCGAGUGAUUUUUUCUCCUCUUUGUUCACAGCAGACCGCGCUGUUUGCUCGGGCAGCAGACCGUCACUUGAUCUGCCCAAGCUUACGCAAGAGGAAAACGACAUGCUGCUGAAAACACCAUCGGUAGAAGAAGUUUAUACGGUAAUAUGUUCGUUUGACCCUCAGAGUUCUGCGGGGCCUGAUGGUUUUGGAGGGGGUUUUUAUCAAAGUUGUUGGGAGUGUAUAAGGGACGACUUCAUGGACGCGGUGAAGGAUUUUUUCGCUGGUGCCACAAUGCCCCGCGGAUUUUCAAGUACAACGAUCACAUUACUGCCCAAAAAGGAAGGUGCAUGUGAGUGGAAAGAUUUCCGACCAAUAAGCUUAUCUAACGUUAGUUCAAAGAUCAUUUCUAAGAUUUUGUCUACUCGCAUUAAUCAACUCCUUCCUAAGUUGAUUUUAGAGUUUCAGACUGGCUUUAUCCCGGGCAGGGGAAUACAAGAUAAUGUUCUGCUAGCUCAGGAAUUAAUUAUGGAUUUGGACAAGAAACUGCGUCACCUUAACGUAAUAUUGAAAUUGGAUAUGGAGAAGGCCUAUGACAGGGUGGACUGGGGGUUUUUAUUAUACAUGCUUCGUGAAUUUGGCUUUAAAGAAGGUGUGGCUGUGUCGUCCUUUCUACGAGAAUAUCAAACUCUUUCUGGCCAAAAAAUUAAUCUCUCCAAGAGUCGUUUCCUUUGUUCGUCGAAGCUUCAUUCGGAUGUUAUCAACUUAAUUCAGCAAGUAACGGGAUUUCAAGGGCAGUCUUGGCCUGUCAAAUAUUUGGGAGUUCCACUUUCUCUUGGCCGUAGUAAAAGUGUCUUAUUUGAUGGAGUUAUUGCUUCCGUUAGAGCAAAGCUUCAUCAUUGGAGUUCCCGGUUUCUUUCUGCUGGGGGGAAGCUCAUCUUGCUUCGUCAUGUGUUGAAUUCAAUGCCUCUUUACCUCUUGCAGGUUAUUAAACCACCUAAGGGGAUUUUUCUUAGAUUGGGCAAGCUGUUUAAUGCAUUCUUGUGGGAUGGCAAGGAUGGUAGACGGAUUCAUUGGUCUUCCUGGGAGAAAUUAUGCUUUCCAGUCGAAGAAGGGGGGUUGGGAUUUCGAUCACUGUUGGACUUAGAGAAGGCUUUUGCAAUGAAAUUAUGCAGACAGUUUGCUGGUGUGCCUCCUCAUUUUUUAGUAGCUGAGUUUUAUACCUCUACGGGGUGGAAUACUGAACGUCUCCUCCAAGUUCUUCCUCGAUCUGUUGUUAAUGUUAUUUCACAAACACUUGUUGAUCCGACCCUUAAGGAUGAAUUGGUUUGGGCUCCUUCAGCGGAUGGUACAUUCACUGUGUCGUCAGCCUGGGAUUUAGUUAGACAGCGGCGUAACCUGUCAUUGGUUUGGCGUGGAAUUUGGUGUCCUUUGCUGCCUUUAAAAAUGUCAUACUUAGUUUGGAGGGUAUUGGCUGAUUUUCUUCCUCUGGACGACAAGCUUCGUUCUAGAGGAAUUUCCAUGGUUUCCAAAUGUGAUUGCUGUGGUAAUGCAAUGGAGUCUUUGAAUCAUUUUUUUUUACAUGGCAGGUUAGCAAGUGCUGUUUGGCAGCACUUCUUUCUGGCUUGCGGAAUUCCGUGGAGGUCAUUCUCAUGUGUUUCUUCGCUGCUAGUGGUGUGGUUUCAAUCUUCUGGGAAUGGGCGAUUGGAUCAUGUUCGGUGUGUUAUACCAGUUGUAGUGUUAUGGUUUCUGUGGCGUAGUAGAAACGAUGCUCGGUUUGGAAAUAUCCCCCCUGUCUAUUCUAAAGUUAUUUUUGAUAUCAAUGGGUGGUUGGUUGCUAUGGGGGCUGCAUGCAUGCUGAACAGAUUUCAGUUGGAGGGGGAUACGGAUACGUAUUUUGCACGUUACUUUCGGAUCAAACCAGCUAAAUCCUUAUGUCCGAAGGCUAUAUCAUGGAUGAAGCCUCCUCGAGGGUCAAUCAAACUUAACACCGAUGCAAGUGUGUCAAAUGGUUUGUCUAAAGGCGGUGGAGUGAUACGAGAUUUUGAAGGGAAGAUGCUUGGUGCUUUUUAUAAGGAAUUCGGGGAAUAUGAGGUGGUACAUGCGGAGGGCUUAGCAUUGUUAACUGGUCUACAGUGGUGUGUUGGAACAGGGUUGUCAGAUAUUUUGGUGGAAGUGGAUUCACUAGCGUUGGUACGGUUGGUUACUAGUCAAUCUGUUGGUAAGUGGCCGUUGUGUAGCGUCUUAAGUCAAAUUCGAUUGUUACUAUGCAAGGUGAAGGGGACCAUUACACAUAUUUAUCGUGAGGCGAAUGCCGUGGCAGACAACUUAGCUGCUUUAUCUCUGGAGAGUCCAUAUGUUACUUUCCAAUCUCAUCAGCAACUUCCAAGUAGAGCUCGGUCGUUGAUUAAUUUGGAUGCAAUAGGUUAUCCAUAUAUUCGCAACUUUAAUGUUUAG
Coffea arabica (coffee) is the source of this 3378-nucleotide messenger RNA. RefSeq lists its product as uncharacterized. Gene Ontology annotation, molecular function: nucleic acid binding; RNA-DNA hybrid ribonuclease activity. The record is from RefSeq and is a predicted model, not a curated record. NCBI's taxonomy places the organism in Eukaryota, Viridiplantae, Streptophyta, Magnoliopsida, Gentianales, Rubiaceae.